This is a messenger RNA of Pteronotus mesoamericanus, 1141 nucleotides long. RefSeq names its product mediator complex subunit 18 (gene MED18). Gene Ontology annotation, molecular function: transcription coregulator activity. Gene Ontology annotation, biological process: termination of RNA polymerase II transcription; regulation of transcription by RNA polymerase II. The coding region runs from base 247 to 873 and encodes 208 amino acids. The transcript has 3 exons. Lineage: Eukaryota; Metazoa; Chordata; Mammalia; Chiroptera; Mormoopidae. Gene Ontology annotation, cellular component: core mediator complex; mediator complex. The record is from RefSeq and is a predicted model, not a curated record.
GACGUUUGAGAGACGCCUGCCUUUUGCCGGAAGCUGGAAAAAGAGGAGGAAGUGUUGGCGCUGUAAAGGGGGCUUUAGGGCUGUGGACUAACUGUCUCUCAAAAGCUCUGAGGUGCUUGAGGGGCUAUAACUUCCCGCUUUGGGAGAAGAGGCUGGAACGUGGGCGGAGGUGUAUUUCUGGUGUGUUUCCUGUACUUUAUUGGGGACUCCGAAUCCAGUCUAAGUUCUUCAGCUUAAUCAGACACUAUGGAGGCACCUCCCGUCACCAUGAUGCCUGUCAGUGGGGGCACCAUUAACAUGAUGGAGUACUUGCUGCAGGGAAGUGUCUUAGAUCACAGCUUGGAAAGCCUUAUCCAUCGCCUUCGUGGUUUGUGUGACAACAUGGAACCUGAGACCUUCCUUGAUCAUGAGAUGGUAUUCCUCCUUAAAGGCCAGCAGGCCAGUCCCUUUGUUCUAAGGGCCCGGCGCUCUAUGGAUAGGGCAGGAGCACCAUGGCACCUGCGCUACCUGGGACAGCCUGAAGUGGGAGACAAGAACCGCCAUUCCCUGGUGCGAAACUGCGUGGACAUUGCAACGUCUGAGAAUCUCACCGACUUCCUGAUGGAAAUGGGCUUCCGCAUGGACCAUGAGUUUGUGGCCAAGGGACACUUGUUCCGUAAGGGCAUCAUGAAGAUUAUGGUGUACAAGAUCUUCCGUAUCCUGGUGCCGGGGAACACGGACAGCACUGAGGCCUUGUCUCUCUCCUAUCUCGUGGAACUAAGUGUUGUUGCACCAGCAGGGCAGGACAUGGUCUCUGAUGACAUGAGGAACUUUGCAGAGCAGCUGAAACCUCUAGUUCACCUAGAGAAAAUAGACCCCAAACGGCUCAUGUGACUGAGACAAUCUGUCCACCGUUGGGACCUGUCUUCACCUGUUACAAAGAAGACAUUAUAAGUGCCCCAUUUCACCACUGCCAGCCGGGCAUUCUUCCCUUAGGAAGGACAGAAAAGCUUAAUUGGUUCUUUUCUGUUUUCCUCGUGUGUCAAGUUUACUUUUGUGACAGCCUUUCUAAAUUAAAGGCUCAGGAAAACAUGGAGACUCUAUUUAAUCCUUCUGCACAAAAAGGGGAAAUGGAAAUAAAUGAGCUUCUAGAAAGAAAAAU